Molecule: messenger RNA, 4674 nt
Organism: Neogale vison (American mink)
Lineage: Eukaryota; Metazoa; Chordata; Mammalia; Carnivora; Mustelidae
Gene: TTC6
Product: tetratricopeptide repeat domain 6
Exons: 31
Coding region: 29-4660 (1543 amino acids)
Molecular function (GO): protein binding
Source: RefSeq, a predicted model, not a curated record
AUUACAGAUAAAUCUUGAGGAACCUCAAAUGAAUAUGCUUGAGGAACUUCCUAAAGCUAUCUCAAGUAUUUUUCAGCUUGAGCAAGAAGAUAUGCUAGAGUGGGGAGUCUCAGAAGCAGGAAGCACAGUAUGUAAAUCUCAGGAAACUCUGGAAGUUCGGCCAGCAGAUGAAUCAAGUAAAUCUUUGAAAGACGAACAGCUCACAGGUGAUUCCAGAGCAGCCAAACAGGCAUCUUUAAAGGUGAAAUCAUCAGAAUUUUUGCAAAUUAGAGGAAAAGAAGUUAAGCGAACACAAAAAAGUAAAUUAGGAAUUCCACAACAGAGACAAGGAAGGUGUUCAAAACCCUCGUGGGAUCAAAAACUACCGAAAAAAAAAAUUCUGCAAGACUACCACUUUCCAACCCUUCAUGAUCUGUGCACCACUGUCCCAGCCCAGGAGCUGCCUGUUAACUUGCACUUGGCUUCUCGAGUGUACCAUACAGCUGACAAGAAAGGUCACAAUACUUUGCUUACGAUAUUGGGAACCUCUUUCUUAGAUAAUCACUUAACAGAUGAAGAGCGAAGAGACAGAAUACUGCAAGGAAUUCCUGUUGUGGAUCACAAUCAAGACUAUGUUCCAGUCCUCCCACUACCACCAGUGGUAUUACCUCAGCUGACACAAGGAACUAGGCAACUUGCUCCCAAACCAUACCUACAACUCUUGGGAGAAGAAGUGUCUGCUUAUCCAGGAUGUACGAAGUUGUUUUGGAGUCUAACUUCACCCAAAUUCUCUGCCCCAGUAUCUGUUAUGAAGGAAACUCUAUAUCCAGAAUACGAGAGUAUUCAAACAAGCAGAAUUUUAACUGAGAGAUUUUCAGCUGAAAGCAAGGAAAGUGUCGUUAUUUUAAAUCAGCAUAGCAGAAAUUUCUGGACUUGUACUUUGCCUAGAAAAUCUGCAUCCUUUGAAAAUAUUCAAAAAUGUUUCAGUACACCAUUGCCACAAUUAAAGAGAGUAAAAUCUGCAGUUGAAUUGAAGAAGGAGGAGGAGGUCACAACGCCAAUAGAGAUUAAGGAUGACAUGCAAAGCAAUAUAAAAGACAUUGUAUUUCAGAAAGCAAAGCAGUUGGAAGAUUGGACGGCUCAGCAAAAUCAAACUGAAGAACCCCCUGAGAAAGAAAAUAUAGAUACCAUCUUAGAUAACAUUCAAGACAGAAGCAGUUUGAGAGAUCUGUCUCUCUCUCUCAUUGAAGCAUCUAAAAAAGCUGGCAUUAGUUACAUCGUUUAUCCCAAGAAAAAGAAGACGAGACUGAAGAAAAGAUUGAAGCACAGUAAACUUACAGCUGUGUAUGAUGAAUUAUCCAAGCCUCCAAAAGUGCUUAAAAGAUCAACAUCUCACGGAAUCCUUCCUGGACAGAAGAAAUAUUUACUCAAAGUUCCAUUAUAUGAACGUAAACUUCCUUGUCCCAGUCUACCUAUGUGUUUAAAUUUUGACGAAUUUGUCCAAAGUAAGGGAGGAGUUCCAGAAAAUUGUGACCCUCGAAUGUGGGCUCUUGAUAUGUUCUCUCAUCAUAAAAAUCAGAAGACGACCACAAAAAAGAAAGUUGUUAAAAUAUCUAUCCAGAAAGCCUCAUCUGAAAGAAUAAAAGAACCGCCAAAAAUAGAAUUGAGUGAUUCUUUGAAGUCUAGUCUUUCUCCAGAAGUUAUUAAACAUUACGAAUCCGAAGUGGAGAUCCUGACUAAAGAAAUAAAUGCUAAGAAAAAAUACCCUGCAUUUGCAUAUUGUAGGCGUGGAGCUAUUUAUAGGAAACUAGGAAAGUUACAGAGUGCUAUGAAAGAUCUGCAGGAAGCUAUAUUAUUGGAGCCAUUGUUUCUCAAUGCCUACUGGCACCGACAUUUCAUUUAUCUUUUUCAAGACAAAAUUAAUGAAGCUUUGGAUGAUUUGAAUUACAUAAAUAAAUACAAUAAAAAUAAUGGAGAGGCAUAUUUGUCAAAGGCAGAAAUUUUCAGGAGAAGAAACAACAUUACUUUAGCAAUUCUAAACUAUACCCAGGCAAUUAAAUGCAAGCCCACAGAUGCCGAUAUAUAUUUCAGGAGGGGUGAGAUGCAUGAAAUAGGAAACAAAGUACUGGCCAUUGAUGACUUCUCUAGAUGUAUUUUUUAUGAUCCCAAAAGAACAGAUGCGUUAUUAAAACGUGGGAUGUUUUACUAUGAAAAUGAAAACUGGAUUUCAGCCAUACAAGAUUUUACAGCUCUAUUAAAUAUAGAUCCCCAAAAUUCUCAAGCCAGGACAUACAGAGGAAGAGCAUAUUUUAAACGGCAAUAUUAUAAACAAGCAACUCAAGAUUUUUCUGUAGCAAUUCACUUAGAUCCUAAUAACUGGUUAGCUUUGUAUUACAGAGCCUGCUUAUUUAGAAAGAGUAGCCCCCUUAGAGCACUGCAGGAUUAUAGUGUUUCAGCUCUCAUAAACGAUGGCUAUGAGAAUCUUGGUUGUUUUCUACAUCGGGGCAUACUCUAUGCAGAACUAAAACUUUGGUUGCUGGCAAUCUGUGACUUUGAAACUGUUAUUUCUCUAGAAAGAACCCUUAUUUUGGCUUACAUAAAUAUCGGCCUCAUACAUCUGCUAUACUUGGAUAACUACUUUGAAGCCACUUUGCAUUUUUCUGAGGCUAUUAGACUUGAUCCUUUAUAUAUUCAAAGCUAUAUUUGUCAAGCAGAAACCUAUCAGAAGUUACAUAAACCGAAAGAGGCAGUAAGAGAGUUAUCGCGGGCUAUCCACCUUCAGCCAGAUGGAAUCCAAUUAUAUAUAAUAAGAGGACAAUAUCUUCUUAUGAUGAAAUGUUAUGAUCUUGCAAAGUUUACUAUUUAUCAAGUAGCAGAAAUGAACAAAGGUCUCAUUGAGUUGAGUCCUAUACAGCAAGCACUCAUUUAUUCAUUUUGUGAAAACCAUGACAAGGCCAUCCAGGUCUUGGAUAGAGUCACUUUGAAUAGGCCUGAGCUCACCAUGUAUAUUCUACUAGCAAAAGCCCAAAUGAAGGCCAAGAGAAACAAGGAAGCUGUGAGAAUGUUUAAAAAGGCGUUGGACAUCUUUUCUCAUUCUGAUAAAGGACCAAAUGCGGUAGCAGCUUCAGCAGACUGUCUGUAUAACUUGGGUCUUUGUUACAUGGAAGAAGGCAACAUACAAAUGGCUUUUGAUUGUUUUACAAAAGCUGUGAAAGCAAAUCCUGAUUUUGCAGAAGGCUUUUAUCAACGUGGGCUUUGUAAAGUAAAACUCCACAAGGAUAGCUCGGUCCUGGAUUUUAAUCGUGCAAUUACCCUCAAUCCAAAACAUUACCAGGCAUACUUAAGCCGAGUAGCCUUUUAUGGUUUGAAAGGCAGAUACUCCAAAGCAAUCUUGAAUUGUAAUGAGGCCAUCAAAAUUUAUCCUCAGAGUGUGCGUGCCUAUAUCUACAGAGGAGUUCUGAAAUACUACAACAAGACUUAUAAGCUAGCAAUUACAGAUUUAACUACAGCUAUCAAUAUGGACAAAAACAGUUAUGUAGCAUUUUAUAACAGAGCAUUAUGCUACACCAAGAUAAACGAACUUCAAAUGGCAUUAAUAGAUUAUGGAAUUGUGCUUCUUCUUGAUGCUGGAGAAACUGUGACUUUAAAUACUUUCAUUAAUCGUGGACUCAUCUACGUAGAGUUACAGCAGUAUAGUUUCGCAUUGGAGGAUUUUAAACAAGCUGCACUGAUAAGCAAGACUAAUGUGAGCCUUUGUCAAGCAACUGCCAUGUGCUAUCACAGAAAUAAAGAGUUUGAAGAAGCUGUUGAUUUCUUCACUUGGGCUCUUAAAAUUAAUCCAUGUUUUCUGGAUGCUUAUGUUGGACGGGGAAAUACUUACAUGGAAUAUGAUCAUGAGAAAGCCACCAAACAAGCACAGAAGGACUUUCUGAAAGCAUUGCACAUUAAUCCAACAUAUAUAAAAGCCAGAAUUAGCCUGGGUUAUAAUUUGCAGGCCCAAGGAAAAUUCCAGAAAGCUUGGAAUCACUUUACCAUUGCCAUAGAAGUUGAUCCAAAAUGCUAUUUAGCCUAUGAAGGAAGAGCCGUGGUCUGUCUUCAGAUGGGUGAUAAUUUUGCUGCAAUUCAAGACAUUAAUGCUGCCAUAAAGAUCAAUACAACAGCAGAAUUCUUAACAAAUCGUGGUGUGAUUCACGAGUUUAUGGGUCAAAAACAGAAUGCAAUGAGAGACUAUCAAGCAGCAAUUUCUCUAAACCCCACAUAUUCACUGGCUUACUUUAAUGCAGGAAAUAUCUAUUUUCACCACAGGCAGUUUUCCCAGGCCAGUGACUACUUCUCAAAAGCUUUAAGGUUUGAUCCAGAAAAUGAAUAUGCUACCAUGAAUCGAGCUAUUGCAAAUACAAUAUUAGAGAGAUACAAAGAAGCCAAAGAAGAUUUUGCACAUGUGGUUGAAAGCUGUCCCUUCUGGGCCGCAGUAUAUUUUAAUAGAGCACACUUCUACUGUUGUUUAAAGCAAUACGAACUAGCUGAGGAAGACCUAAGUCAAGCCCUGUCUUUGACGCCUGACGAUGCUCUAGUGUAUAAACUUAGAGCUGAGGUUCGUGGUAAAAUAGGUCUGACUGAGGAAGCUGUGGCUGACUAUAUUCAAGCACUCAACCUUCAAGAAUAUGCCUCAGGGAUAUGAUUACAGGGACCAUG